This is a messenger RNA of Ostertagia ostertagi, 396 nucleotides long. NCBI's taxonomy places the organism in Eukaryota, Metazoa, Nematoda, Chromadorea, Rhabditida, Trichostrongylidae. The record is from the annotation of a GenBank genome assembly.
AUGACAUGCAUCAAUUCUGGAAUAGAAGUCGACAUCACUGGCCAAGUGGCGUCCGAUUCGAUUGGAACAACAUUCUACUCAGGAUUCGGUGGUCAAACGGACUUCAUGUCAGCAUCUGCAACUUCCUAUGAUGGUUUGGGAAAGGGUAUCAUUGCAAUCUCUUCCAGAACAGCGAAAGGACAAUCCAAAAUAGUGACCACCCUCAGUGAAGGUGCAGGUGUAGUAACCACUCGAGGGCACACUCGAUAUGUGGUUACGGAAUACGGUAUAGCGAACCUUGGCGGGAAGACUGUUCGCCAGAGGGCAUACGAGCUGAUCAAGAUAGCUCAUCCAGAUGAUCGGGAUCGUCUCGAACGGGAAGCUUUUGAAAGGCUCAAGUGCAUGCCGUCAGCUUAG